UCCAUUGAGAAGAAGAGGGAAAGAUGGCGUCCUCUAACAAUCCUCGCAAAUUUAGCGAAAAAAUCGCUUUGCAUAAUCAGAAACAGGCGGAGGAAACCGCUGCGUUUGAAGAAGUGAUGAAAGACCUGAACAUCACCAGAGCCGCGCGGUUGCAGUUACAGAAGACCCAGUAUUUGCAACUAGGGCAGAAUCGUGGACAGUACUAUGGAGGCUCACUGCCCAAUGUCAAUCAGAUUGGAAAUGGCAACAUUGACCUGCCUUUUCAGAACUCUGUGCUGGAUACCAGCCGGACAACCAGGCACCACGGGCUGGUGGAGCGUGUUUACCGUGACCGGAACCGCAUCACAUCUCCUCACCGCCGGCCGCUGUCAGUUGACAAACAUGGACGCCAGAUUGACAGCUGUCCUUACAGCUCAGUUUACCUCUCCCCACCGCCAGACACGAGCUGGAGAAGGACAAAUUCGGACUCUGCCUUACACCAGAGCGCCAUGAAUCCGAAGCCCCAGGAGGUGUUUGCAGGGGGAUCACAGGAGCUGCAGCCUAAACGAGUACUGCUGCUAACAGUGCCUGGGACGGAGAACUCGGAGUCGAAUGCAGACAAGGAUGCGCAGAAACAGUUAUGGGAUGACAAGAAGGAUGAUUCAUCAAAGCCCAACACAUGUGAUGUCCCGGGAAUCAAUAUAUUCCCAUCACCAGACCAGGAGUUGAACCCGUCUGUGCUCCCAGCUGCACACAACACUGGUGGUUCGCUGCCUGAUCUGACCAACAUCCAGUUCCCUCCUCCACUGUCCACUCCACUGGACCCCGAGGACACCGUGGCCUUCCCCUCCCUCAGCGCAUCCAACAGCACGGGCAGCCUGACCACCAACCUCACCCACCUGGGCAUCAGCGCUGCCAGCCAUGGGAUCCCCACCUCCUCUCAGCCCACCAUGACUGUCACAGCACAGCGCCGGCAGCCCCCCGUUGUGCCGCUCACCCUCACCUCGGACCUCCAUCUUCAACAGUCCCCACAGCAGCUUUCACCCACCCUCUCCUCACCUGUUAACAUCACACAGGCCUUGCCAACAGAGUCACUGACCCUGGAGCAGCAGCUCUCCCAGUACCCCCUGUUCAACCAGCUGACGGCCCAGGCCCAGGCUCAGCUGCUCAGCGACCUCCAGAAGCAGCAGCAGGCUCUGCCACAGGGCAUCCAGCUCAUCACCUUACCAACACUGGCUUCCCCUGGUACCACCGCCACUGCCAGCAGCCCCUCCCCAGACAGCCAGAGCCAGACCACCGCCAGCAUCAGCAUUGGCUCGUACCGCAAUCAGACUGGCUCACCAGCCACUCAGUCUCCAACCUCCCCAGUCUCCAAUCAAGGCUUCUCCCCCGGCGGCUCGCCUCAACACAUUCCCGUGGUGGGCAGUAUAUUUGGCGACUCCUUCUAUGAUCAGCAGUUGGCUUUGAGGCAGACCAAUGCACUCUCUCAUCAGCUGGAGCAGUUCAACAUGAUCGAGAACCCCAUCAGCUCCACCAGCCUUUACAACCAGUGCUCCACCCUCAACUACACACAGGCGGCCAUGAUGGGCCUCACCGGGAGCAGCCUACAGGACUCGCAGCAGCUUGGCUACAGUAGCCACGGCAACAUCCCCAACAUCAUCCUAACAGUCACAGGGGAGUCUCCGCCGAGCCUCUCCAAAGAGCUCACCAACUCUCUGGCGGGCGUUGGUGAUGUCAGCUUCGACGCAGACUCUCAGUUCCCUCUGGAUGAGCUGAAGAUCGACCCACUCACCCUGGAUGGACUGCACAUGCUCAACGACCCCGACAUGGUGCUCGCCGACCCCGCCACCGAGGACACGUUCAGGAUGGACAGGCUGUAACGGGAGAAGCUGGCUGAGAACAAGAAGAAAAAAAACACACUAACUCGUGGAUGGAGAGAAACAAAGGGCCGGAUGAACCCUCUCCCUCGUUGCAUGGCCGUCCAGCUGUCCGACCUUGCCCUCGACUCCGUGAAGCCCUUUGAAACGAUGCGCCACCAAAAGACAACAGGGAAAAAGACAUCCAGUGGCUUGCCAGGGAAUGGCCUCGCUGUCGUUUUGAAUGAGAUUCGUCGCUCAGCGCUUUCGCUAGCCUGCUGUGUUUACAGUGUACCAUUACAUGCCACAUAUAUUCCAAAAACGCACAUUUGACUAUGUUUGUUUUUUUUUCUUUUCAUAUCCACUUUAAUAUUUGUUUUGUUGAUAUUUGCUCGUAGCAGGAAGCUGCUAGGACAUUGGGCUAAACCGUACCCGUUCUCACGGCUGUAUAAAAAACAAACAGAAAAACACCACAGCCGGUUUGCUUGUACCGUGCAAUCAAAUGAAUCGGUUUUCCCAUCAUGCCGUAACGGCUUUCUAUUUCACACUCAAAGCUUUAUUUUUGAGAACCAAAUGUUAUUUUCAUCAUGUACUGUAUGUUUUGAUGCUUUGUGUAUUUACAUGUUCUAUUUAUUUAUUUAGUUAAAGAUUUUAUAUUCCAUUUCAUAAUUUAAAUUUGAUGCCAAAAUGCUCUCUGUAGGCAUAGUGUACAAUUGCACUGAUGUAAUUUGUGUCUAUUUAUUAAUUACUAACAUAUUUAUAUAUGUGUUUGUUAAGCUACUUGGUUAAUGAAGGAGUGCAAAACCUCCCCAUAGUUGCUCUUUGGUGUUCGAUGUGCCAUUCUCUGAUGUAGGACGUGGUAGACGUUGCCAUGCUGCAGCCCAACGGUCAAAUCUAAAUAUCGUAUUUUUUAGCACAGCUCCAGAAAAUGCUGCGUGCUCCAGAAAUGGGUUGGUUUUACGCCACUUGAAUUAACUUUUUCUGAGAAAAUCAUCAGGUAUUUCUAUUUAACUAGAAAGCAAGAAAAACACGUCCAAAUUAAUUUUCUGCCAGUGAAAAGCCAAUAUAUAUAUAUAUAUCCAUAUAUAUAUGAUAUAUAUCCAGACUGAACUUCUUUUCGGUGAAGGAAGCCGUCUGUUUUUAAACACUAAAAUCUUAAAUCUUUUUAAGUCGUCACUGUGAAAUCACCUGAUUUUGCCUUACAUGAGUAUUCUACUGUUCUACUUAAGUGUCUGAUGUGACAACGUAUUUUCGUAACUUAUUGUAACAUUUUCUUGUAUUUGAGAGGAACUUAACUUUUGGUCAGUGAUAUUUGUGGUUAUGUUGUGUAAGGUUUGACAAAUCAAUGUACUGUAUUUUGUAUCGGUACAGUUUAUAGCCAAAUUGUUGAUGUUUUUUAAAGUGGGGCAAAAAAAAAACAAAAAGAGUCAAAGGACGGGUUCGAAGUGUUUGAGAAGGAGUGCAAUUAUGGGGAGGCUUUUUGCUCCUUGGCAGGGAAGCUCUAACAAAAACGCUAAUGGCCUCUGCCACAGAGGUCAUCAAUAACAAAAGUACCAUGCAAAGAAGAGGGUUGAAAGAUGUUAAUGGUCUAUUGUUGGAUAUUUAACAGUAUGGAAUGGUUGUUUUCAUAAGAGGCAAACUUGCAAUUUCAGAGAUUAUGAAUAUAAGGAUAUUUUUUAUUGCAGAACGUCUGUUUACUCCGAGGAGUAAACUGGAUGAAGUACAUAAAGGGUCUGUUUAAGAAAGAGUGUAUUUAUACAUGUAUUUAGUAUCGUAUGCAACUGUUCCGACAGCACUGAGGUCGGCCCCAUUCCAUUCAGUGUUACAAAACUACUGAAACAGUCACACAAACAAUCAGGGAUGUAGUAGACUCUAAAAAAAAAAAAAUUGUUUACCGAAAAAUGUUUACACAAGUUUCAUCUGAAAAAUGUACAUAUUGAUAUCAUCUCUGACUACAUCUACGACGCAGUGUCCUCUGCCAAAAAAAUGUGUCAAACACAUUGUGUCAAAAAUUUCAAUCUGCCUUUGGCCUUUUGUCAGAGUUUCCCUGAGAGGUCUGUGUAGGUCUGUGGGAUCAUGUUUGGUAUAUUGUAAUGUUCAUGUACAGACGUGCUAAUCAUUUACUCACCUAAAGCGCUGUUGGGAAGAUUUUCCAACCUCCCCCCUCCCCGAAAAGGAAUCACGUUUGGUUACUACACACCUCCACAGUUGUACAAUUUGUUUCAGUUGAAGUGUUUAUCGUCUGCUGUAAUCCUCCAUCAAAGGUUUUGUUUGCCUUUAACAGAUCUGUGAUUCCUAUGCAAAUAAGUCAAGAAAAAAAAUAACCCUUAAAGGAAAAAUCCACCUCUGAUUUUUUUUUUUUUUUAUUGUUUCAACACGUUCAAGGAGUUGAGCUGGAUUUCUGCUUCUAAAAUGGUGUGGCUAAAAAAAAGAAAAGAAAAUAUACACAGCAGAGCUACAGAGAUAAAGAACUGCGAAUGGUCAGUUUUGGGCGGUUGUUUUCAACAUGUUAUUCAUGUUGGUAGAGAUGAUUAAUGAAGACAGCUUUAAGUAAUUUAAAGAGAGGAUCGUCUCCUUUUCAAUAACACUAAAAAAAAUUAUAUUGUGAUCCAGCAAGGCCCUUUACAGUAGUGGAAAACAAAGUAGUAGUCUCUGAAUUACCAAAAGAUUAGAAUUAAUUGUUAUUAUCAUAAUAUUUUUUAUUUUAUUUUAUCUAAUCUAAUAUUAUCUGUCUUUCAGGGCUUUGCAGGUGCAUUACUCUUUUCCAAAAUAAAUGACAAAGCUUUAUAUAAAUAAUCAGGGUUGAGGCAAAUUACUUAGAGAUCUAGUCAGAGAUACUGAAUACAACUUGCAUGGCAAUUUUUGUGAUUAAUGGCAAUAAAUUAGAUUACAAAACAAAGUAAUCUGUAUACUUUUGGAUUACUUUAAUUUUAAAUUAUUAUACAGAAAAUUAAAUAAUAAUUAAAUUAAAUAAUAAAUUUAAUUAAAUAAUAACUAGAAUAAACAAUAAAAAAUAUUUCAAUUUAUUCUUUAAAAAAAAGAUGGUUGCAGCCACAAAAUUCCAAUUUGAGUUCCACAAAUAUUCUUUUUUUCUCUUUGAACAUGAAAAAACAUUUUCAAUACAAAUAAAAUGUAUUUUUCAUAUUUAGCAUUUACAAUUUCUCAAAUCAAAUCCCCUUAUUGAUCACCGCCACAAAGUAGAGCACUUGACUAAGAAACCCAGCAUGUCAGACGUGCUCUUCAAAACUACAUAGACCAUUGGUCAUCAUGAAAUGGUUUAACAAUUUUAAAAUUGUCAUAAUUUAAAGACGGAAAGUUGUUAUUGACAAUGUAACAAAUACUACCUGGACUGAUUAUUUUCUUCUGAUGACGUUACUACCCAACCUUGUCAACAGUGAACGCCCAGCUCAGUUAUCGUCUCCUUUUGAGUCGGUGGACAAAUUUGUAAUUUAAGAUUAAGAUCAACAUUGUCAUUUUAUUUAAGAAAAGGGACUAAAAAAGAAACCUGGAUGAGUUUGAGUGUUGCAGUGGUGCUAUGACAAUCAACGAGUGAAAUCGUAUGCAGAAUUUUUUUUGUCCACGCCAGAGUAAUAAGAAGCAUAAAUCCAGCUUUACUUUGACAUGACGUGACAUUUCUUCCUGUUACUGUAAACUUCCCACCCUGCCAUACCUUGGUCAAUAAUUUCCUCCGUCUUUCCAGACUUCCUCUCCACCUUAACACAUCUCUUCUAGUGUGACUGUUAAACAUCAAUUCAAAACUGCUGCAAUUCUCUGUAACCCUGACGCCAAACCUGAUUUACUGUUAAUGUCAAUGAAAUGUCUCACCACAGUUUCUGAAAAUAUCUAAAUGUAUAAUAAGCCAGUCAUGUACAGGAGAAGAAAAAUAAACUGCUAAAAAAGGCCCAGAAAUGCACGACACUUUCCCAGAAGCUGUUUCUAUUUGUUGGAUUUUUCCUUUAAGUCACUGAAACAAAAUGUAAAGAACUCCUUCUCUACAGAAAACAUGUUUCCAAAGGUUUUAUUCCAAAACAAAAUAAGUGUUUGAGCCCAAACUUCCCUGUUGCAUUUCAAGUAAUGCCAGUGAUUUGAGCUUUUCUCCCCCCGUCACUUCCUUCCUGUCAUCCUGCUGAAUACUAGUCCUUCACACUGACCUUGUACAUACGCUAUAGCUGAAACAAAAUGCAUGACUAAAACUGACAGUCAAAACCUCUAAAUGAAGGCCUUCUAUAGCUGCGCAGGUUUGAUUUGUGUAACAUAACGCUAUCACAGAGUCUAAAGGGAUGCAUGUAUGGGUUUCUCCAACUGUGCGACAGUUAACUCCUGUUAAGUGACUCUGUCACCUCCAUCUCUGUAUAAUGCUACUUCACGAAUGAUAAGAGAAUGUAUUUUCUGUGGCACUGUCCUAGUUUUAGCCUGUUUGCCAAAUGACGUUUGGAGUUAUUGGUCCCAUCACAGUCGGACCUCUUCUUCUACUCUCUGCUCUUCAGUCGCCCCUUCUUCUCCUCAGAGGAAUCACUCAGUCUCUCUCUUCCUACCGUAGCAUCUCACAGCAUACACAUUUACACAGUGUACAAGUGUAAACAGUCAAUUCUCGUACUUAAAAAAAAAAAGAACCCGCAGUCGACCCGGCCCCCUCCUCUCCAUCAGCACAACCCUUUUGGCUUUCUUGAGAAAACAGACGCAGGUUCUGUCUCGCAGAGUUUGCAGAUUGGCACGUGCACUGAUCGUAUGCAUACGUGGACUUGAAUCUUCUGAAGCUUCUGCAUUACGCAGUCAACUGCAUGACAUGAUAGACACAUUGAGCUGAUUCUUAUCCCAUGUUAUGUACAGGAGUUUGAUCUAGCUGUGCUGAGUGUGUUUAAAGACAUCAGAUAUGAUUGUUUUAUGUUGUCUUUGCCUAUCAUGUCAGGUUUUGGACUGUGUAAAGUGUAAUUCUUGUUUUGUUUUUUUGUUUCUUUCUUUGUGUUUUUGUGCAAUGUUUAGUCCACUAGUUGCUUUGCACUUUAUUUGUGACUUCCUGGCUUUUGAGCAGGGACUGUUCUGCCCGAUGUGAAUGCUGACUGUUUCACUCCAGAUGUAUAGUCUGGAGAUAUUUUCAUGUCAAAGAAAAGAUGAAUUCUCUAUUUUCCUUUGUAAACUAUA
Epinephelus fuscoguttatus (brown-marbled grouper) is the source of this 6977-nucleotide messenger RNA. It is a transcript of the gene crtc1b, whose product is annotated as CREB regulated transcription coactivator 1b. Lineage: Eukaryota; Metazoa; Chordata; Actinopteri; Perciformes; Serranidae. Gene Ontology annotation, cellular component: cytoplasm; nucleus. Bases 24 to 1859 code for a protein of 611 amino acids. Gene Ontology annotation, molecular function: cAMP response element binding protein binding. The transcript has 14 exons. Gene Ontology annotation, biological process: positive regulation of transcription by RNA polymerase II; protein homotetramerization. The record is from RefSeq and is a predicted model, not a curated record.